Molecule: messenger RNA, 966 nt
Organism: Periconia digitata
Lineage: Eukaryota; Fungi; Ascomycota; Dothideomycetes; Pleosporales; Periconiaceae
Source: the annotation of a GenBank genome assembly
AUGCCUACUAUCUUGGGUCGCGAAGUUGGCCCUAUUGGCUACGGCCUUAUGUCUUUGACAUUGGGCGCCCCAGCUAAUCUUCCUUCAGAAGAGCAAGCAUUCGAAGCGCUGCGGGCCGCUGCAGAUCUCGGGUGCCUAGUCUGGAAUGGGGGAGAGUUCUACGGCGCGCCGAGCUACAACUCGCUUGUACUUCUUAACCGUUUCUUUGAAGCGUAUCCUGAAUAUGCCGACAAGGUAGUCCUCAAUAUCAAAGGCUCCAUGAAGCCCAAUUGGACACCCGACGGCACCCCUGACAAUAUAAAACAAAGCGUGGAGAAUUGCGUCAAGUUGCUCGGGUCCAAAGCCCGCAUUCAUAUGUUUGAGUGCGCCCGACGAGACAAAAACGUACCGCUGGAGACGCAGAUUGGAACGCUCAAAGCCCUUGUCGAAGAAGGCAAGAUCGAGACCGUUGCCUUGAGCGAGGUGAAUGCGAACACGAUCCGUGAAGCGGCCAAAUUAGUCAAGAUCUCCGCUGUGGAGGUCGAGUUAUCUGUCUGGAACACCGCGCCCUUGAACAACGGCAUAGUUCAGGCCUGCGCUGACCUUGACAUCCCAAUCUUGGCCGCUAUGCUUACGGGCAAACUGCGGUCCCCGGCCGAUCUAGCUGAAGGUGAUCAUCGAAAAAUGUUCCCAAAAUACCAGGACGGCAAUUUCCAGGAGAAUUUCAAGCUCGUGAACGAACUGGAGAAGGUCGCUUCUGAAAAGGGUUAUACGGUGGGCCAAGUAGCUCUAGGGUGGCUGGUCGCACUCUCACGUCGACCGGACAUGCCCACCAUAAUUCCCAUUCCUGGUAGCAGUAAGUCGGGGUCUUUGGAUAUUUUUUUUCGGGCGAGAUUUAUGCUAAUCAUUGACCCCAGAGUCUGUCGAACACGUUCGGGAAAAUGCUGUUGUCGUGGACUUGUCGGACGCAGAGAUGAACCGUAUUGA